Molecule: messenger RNA, 1836 nt
Organism: Humulus lupulus (European hop)
Lineage: Eukaryota; Viridiplantae; Streptophyta; Magnoliopsida; Rosales; Cannabaceae
Exons: 6
Coding region: 1-1836 (611 amino acids)
Source: RefSeq, a predicted model, not a curated record
AUGGCCCAACAUCAGGGCAAUGUGUUGAAUGGGGACACUGUUGAGCCAAUAGUUCACACACUCAGAGACUAUGUACUCCCCACUGUUAUUGGAGUACAAUCAUGCAUCCAACUGCCGGCAGUUGCAGCUAAUAAUUUUGAAAUUAAGCCGGCAAUUCUGCAAAUGGUCCAGUCUACUGUCCUGUUUGGUGGACUCCCAACUGAGGAUCCCAAUACACACAUAGCCAAUUUCCUGGAGUUGUGUGGAACUUUUAAAUAUAAUGGGGUCACCGACGAUGCUAUUAGAUUGAGAUUGUUCACAUUCUCACAGCGGGAUAGAGCUAAAAAUUGGUUGAACUCUCUUCAAGCCAAUUCAAUCACUACAUGGGAGGCCUUAGCUCUGAAAUUUCUUGCAAAUUUUUUCCCUCCAUCCAAGGCUACAAAUUUGUGUGGGACGACUCACACCAUUAUUGACGAUGCAACAGGCGGUGCUUUCAUGAGCAAGAAUGCUAAUGAGGCUUAUCAAUUGCUUGAAGAAAUGGCCAUGAAUAACUAUCAGUGGCCUAGUGAACAUGAUAGAAAUAAGAAGGUAGCUGGUAUGCAUGAGCUAGAUGCUAUUACCGCUCUCACUGCUCAGGUUGCAUCAUUGACCAAGCAAUUGCAACCAAAUGCUAUGGCCACUCAAGUCAUGCAAAUCCAAGCGGUAUGUCAUAAUUGUGGUGGUCUUCACCCAUUUGAGCAAUGCAUGGUAGUUGAGAUGAACAACUCCAUUCCCAUGGAACAGGUGAAUAUGAUGGGAAAUUUCAAUAGGCAAGCUAAUAAUCCAUUCUCCAACCUGUUCAAUCAAGGGUGGAGAAAUCAGCCUAAUUUUGCAUGGAGAAAUAAUCAGGGUCCUCAACAAAUUCAACAGCCUAUGCUUCGAGCUCCACCUCACGCACCAUUACAACCACCAAUACUACCUGUUGCUCAAGAAAAGACAAAUGAGUUACAAGCUACAUUGUUAACUCUGACCAACUCUCAAUCUCAAUUUAUGAUAGAAACUCACUCAUCCAUCAAAAAUCUUGAGAUGCAAUGCAAUGCAAUCUCUUUGAGGAGUGGGAAGAAGUUGGAAGAGCCAGUCAAGAAGUCUAUACCUGCACCAAAAGUUGAUGUUGAGAAUGAGGGUAAGGUAGAAGAAGAGGUUAUUGAAGACCUUGAGAAGAAUCAGUCACCAAAAAUGAAAUUGGAGGAUUAUGAGACAGUGGCACUUACUGAGGAGUGCAAUGCUAUUUUGCAGAAGAAACUACCUCCCAAGCUUAAAGAUCUGGGUAGUUUCGCGAUUCCUUGCUCAAUAGGAGAUACUGUUAUGACCAAGGCCUUAUGUGAUUUAGGGGCUAGUGUAAAUUUAAUGCCCUUAUCUAUUUUUUGGAAGUUGAAAUUGGGAGAGGCUCGCUCCACUACUGUGUCCAUACAAAUGGCAUACCGCUCUGUUAAGCAACCUCGUGGAGUAAUUGAUGAUGUCUUAGUUAAGGAUGGUAAAUUUAUCUUCUUUGCUGAUUUUAUUAUUCUAGAUAUGGAGGAAGAUGCAAACAUUCCCAUCAUUUUGGGAAGACCAUUCUUAGCCACAGGGAGAGCACUAAUUGAUGUACAAAAGGGGGAGUUGAAGCUGCGAGUGCAAAACGAAGAGUUGUCAAUGCUAGCCUGUGAUAUCGAACAAACAUAUGUGCCUGAGGUGCUUCAUGAUUGUUCUCAAUCACCUACUGUUGCUCUUGAGCUACCUCUAGCUACUGAGGUUAUUUCACUUGCUCCAACUGUCACUCCAGAUGCCAUUGCACCUACUCCUAAUGCAUUUGUGGCACCACCUGCUGAAACAAAGUAG